AUGAUGAAUUUUGCAACAAGAUCAGUACUUAGAGGAUCUAUUAAAGUGAAUAGAUUAUAUACAGCUUCAGCAUCAUCAUCGUCAUCAACAAGAAUACCAAGCGGUUUUGCAUCUGCCACUUCAUCAAAAUCAAAUUCAUCCACAAAAUCAUCACCAUCACCAAUCAAUUCUUUCAAUAAUAAAACUAAUAACAUUUUUAAGAGUAAUGCUACCAAUAACAGUAGUCUUGCUUUUGGUAUCGUCGAAUUCAUGGUAUUCAAUGGUAUGAUUUCAACAAUAACAACCACCACAUUUAAUAAUAAUAAUAAUAAUAAUAAUAAAUAA
Molecule: messenger RNA, 324 nt
Organism: Dictyostelium discoideum AX4
Lineage: Eukaryota; Evosea; Eumycetozoa; Dictyosteliales; Dictyosteliaceae
Exons: 1
Coding region: 1-324 (107 amino acids)
Cellular component (GO): membrane
Source: RefSeq, a predicted model, not a curated record